This is a messenger RNA of Thecamonas trahens ATCC 50062, 3330 nucleotides long. RefSeq lists its product as uncharacterized. Gene Ontology annotation, biological process: Ras protein signal transduction; positive regulation of GTPase activity. Gene Ontology annotation, molecular function: guanyl-nucleotide exchange factor activity. Gene Ontology annotation, cellular component: plasma membrane. The record is from RefSeq and is a predicted model, not a curated record. Bases 122 to 3094 code for a protein of 990 amino acids. The transcript has a single exon. Lineage: Eukaryota; Apusomonadida; Apusomonadidae.
CCCGGUCACCGCCACACACACCACACACACCCGGACUCGAGAAGACGCCAAGUGCGGAAACGGGCAGAGAGGAAGAUAGACAUCAACAAGAAGUCCUAUAUUCAUUGUGGUGCUGAGUAUUAUGGCAGAGUCGGGUGAAAUGGCCGGUUUGAGCCCGGAAGAGGUGGCGGCCAAGAAGGAGCAGGAACGGAAACUGGCCAUGUUGCUUGGUCUCGAUCUCAAUGCGCUCGGCCUGGCCCCGGUGGCUGCAUCUGCGGCUGAUGGUGCCGGUGCGAGUGUGGAUGCCAAUACCGGUACGAGUCCGAGUUUGAGUGGCGGCGGCCAAGGUGCGGUGGGUGUCGGAGCCGGAUCAGGGGCGUCUUUGGGUGCAAAUGCGAGCAAUGACGCUGGCCGGCUGCUGACAAGCGCGCCGAGAGGAAGCGGGCUGCAGAGGUCGGUGACAAUGGGCGCGGACGCUGAGCUCGAGACCGAGCGUGCGGCGCGCGAAGCCCGUGAGGCCGAGGCAGCGGCGGCGGCGGCGGCGGUCGAUGUGGCCGUGGUCGGUCUGGCCAAGGGCAGGCUGAACAAGGACGGCGUGCCGCGGAGCGUGCAGUCGGGUGAAAUGCCCAACUCGCUAUUCGGCAACGGGUCAACCAAGAGCGGCGAGCGUCUGCACGAAAUCAACUCGGCGUCGCGGGCUUCGUUUGCUUUCUCGGGCUUUUCGGACGACGAGGGCGAGUCCGCCGGCGGUGGAGACAAGGCAAUGGGCAGCGGUGGCUCGGGCGACAGCGGCGGGGAGGCAGGGCUUUUGGGUCCGCCGCGGCCGCAGGGAAACGCCUCACAGUCUUCGCCGAUUGUAGACUCGUCGAUGUUUGUGUCGCUCAUGGGCAAUGACGCGAUGUUUGCCGAGCUUGAUAAUCUGCCGAUGGGGUCACCCAAGGCAUCGCCGGUAGACUCGCCAGCAGACUCGCCGCGGUCGUCGACGGCGAUUGCGGUGCCCGGCUCGGGCUCGAGCUCGGCCAAUCCGCGGUCGCGGGUGGGCUCCAUCGACCAGUCGGACUUUUUCCAGAACUCGCCGGAGCAGAGCUCCGAGCUCAAGCAGUCGCCGUCGGGGCUCCACUCUGAUGAGUCGAGCGGCGGCCGGGCGACGUCGCCUGCGAGCCGGCUGAUGGGUCAGUCGAUUCGGGCGCGCAAGGCGACGAUGCCGACGCGACGGCGACGGCCGUCGAACCUGUUCACGCCGCCGUCUGCGGCGACGUCACGCGAGUGGAAGAUUAAGCGGCGGGUUCAGGUCAUGCGCAACCGCGAGUCGACGCACUUUCGCAAUGCAACGCGGUUCCUUGCGGCACAGUCACGGAUUCGGUCGACGUCGCGGCGGUCUGUUCGGGUCUCGUCGACUUUUGAGCUCUCGUCGGAACAAGAGGCCAAGCUUGCGCGGUACUCGCGCCGGGCGUACCUGACCUCGCUGCAAAAGCGGGUCAAGAACGACUCGAGCCGUGCGAGCGGCGGGGCGUCGUCGCUCGCCUUUUUGCCGACAACCAACUUUCGCGGUCACUCAGGCACCCAAGUGGAGGCACUUGUCAAGCGGUCGCAGUGGGUCGGUGAUCUGGAGCGUGUGGUGGAGUGGCCGAUGGGGGCACCGCUCCCACCGUGGUCGAAGAUCAUGUACGACCUCGCGCUGCGGUUGCAGCAGAACUCUGCGUUCAUCGGCGCGGGCGUGCACGCCGGCGGGAGCAAGGGCGGGUACGGCGGUGUGGGCGGGCAGGAGUCAUCGCUCCUCACGGCGCUGAUGGAGCAGAAGAAGGACGAGCCGAGCCGGUCGGACCGGGUGGUGUGGGACGAGCCGGACUCGCCUGACAACCUUGUUGUGGAGAUUGACGCAAACAACCACGAGAUUGUGGUUGCCGGAACGCUGGCCAAGCUUGUAGAGCGUUUGACGUACCACCGGUACCCGGACCCGAUGUAUCUCUCGGCCUUUCUCCUCACGUACCGGUCGUUCACCACGCCACCGCAGCUGCUGGACUUGCUGGAGCAGCGGUUCAACGCGACGCCGCCCGCGGGCGCGUCGGGCGAGGAGCUGAUGAAGUUCCGCAAGACGCGGGAGAUCCAGCGAAUCCGGGUGCUCCUUGUGUUCAAGCAGUGGGUGGCAAACCACUUUGACGACUACGUUGACGUCGAGGGCCUGCUUGACUCGCUCAAGCAAGUGCUGGCCAAGAUGAAGGGCUCUGGCGUGGAGAAGGGGGCGACCAAGCUGAUGGAGGACAUCGCCAAGCGCGAGGCGCAGGAGCACAAGUCGCGGCGGAUGCUUGUGUUUGACACGCCGCCACCGCCGCCGCUGGUGCCCGAGAGUGCAGACGCGAGCACUUUUUCGCUGCUCUCGAUCCCGCCGCGCGAGCUGGCGCGACAGGUCACCCUCCGUGAGUUUGCCCUCUACUCGGCCAUCAAGCCGUACGAGUGUCUCAACCAGGCGUGGGCCGUGAAGCCAGACGAAGUGGAGGGCUUGUACAAGGCGCCGCACAUCCGGUCAAUCAUCUCGCGGUUCAACGCCAUGUCCGAGUACGUGGCAGUGACCAUUCUUCGGGAAGCCGAACUCGAGGCGCGGGUGGCGGUCGUCACGCGGUUCAUCCAGAUUGCCUCCGAGCUCCGCAAGAUCAACAACUUCAACGGAGUCAUGGAGAUCCUCGCCGGCCUGCAGCUGACGCCGAUCUUUCGGCUCAAGCGGACGUGGGCCGGCGUCUCGCCGCGCAACAUGUCCAAGUUCAACGAGCUUGCCGCCGAGAUGAACCGCGACCUCAACUACAAGGCGCCGCGGGCUGCGCUGGCGACGGCCAAUCCGCCGUGCAUCCCGUACCUCGGCAUCUUCCUCACCGACCUCACCUUUGUGGAGGACGGAAACUCGGACCUCACACCGUCCGGCCUCAUCAACUUUGACAAGCGCCGGCGGCUGGCCCUCAUCAUCGGCGAGGUCCAGCAGUACCAGCAGACGCCGUACUGUCUGCAGGCGCUCCCGCAGUUACAAGACUGGAUCUGGGGCGAGAGCGAGGCCGUGGAGUAUGACGAGAGCGUCAUGUAUGACCGUUCGCUGGAGGUCGAGCCGCGUGAGAGCACCGCCUGACUCGGCAGGCUAGCGUGGAGUGCGCGUGGCGUUUUACUCGGACGCACCGCCGGGGACAAGGAGGAUCUUGCCGGUCGUGCCGCGCGACUCGAGGGCGCGAUGGGCGUCGGCUGCCGACUCGAGCGGAAAGGUAGCGCCGACGGUGACGGUGAGGUCGCCGGCGGCGAUCCAGGCAAAGAGGUCUGCGAGGCGGGAAUCAAACUCGCCGGGGCCAGAAAUAAAGUCGCCGAGCGAGG